GCUUAUCCCGUAAAACCCCAGCUCUGCCCCUGCCCUGGUUAACAGGAGCCAAGUGGAGCCCCAAGGAGAGCUUGGACCGUCCCUGCAGGAACAAGGGAGAGAUGCAGGCCUGCUGACCAGAGUGCUGACCUCUGCUGGCUGUUUCCACAAGACAGAAAAUGGCUGCAAAGCACCGUGGGCUCCGGGCCAAGGGUCCACUCCAGCACGUGAAAGCGGGAGCAGAAGAUCCAGCAGGUCCCAAACCAGGGAAGGAAUCGGAGAGGGAAGGGAAAGAUGCUGUGGUGAUGUCACCCCUCUCAGCAAGCCCCCUGUUGUCCCGGAUAGGGCGACGACAGUCCGGCUCUGAGCAACGGGAGAAGAUCUCACAGUAUUGGGAAAAUGAAAGUCAGGGCAUGCUGCCAGUACUCGGGGCCCCUCCUGAAGCUCUACCGGCAUCAGCCCAGGACUGGGGAAACCCAGAACUGCCCGAGUUCAUGCCAGAAGAUGACCUGGAGGCCUAUCUGGCCUCCUUCGAGCGAGUAGCAGACGCCUGCCACUGGCCCAGGAGAGAGUGGGGGGUGGCCCGACUCCUGCCGUCCCUCGGCGGAAAAGCCCAACAGGCCAUUAGCAGCCUGGAUGCCCGAGACGCCCGCGAUUACGGGAAGGUGAAGGCCACCAUCCUGCGAGGCUGCAGCAUCAGCACGGAGAUGCAGCGCCUCCACUUCCGGCAGUUCCGUUACCAGGAGGCCAAAGGGCCCCGGGAGGUUUGCAGCCGCCUGCAGGAGCUGUCCCAUGGGUGGCUGAAGCCGGAGAUCCGCACCAAGGAGCAGAUCAUGGAGCUGCUGAUCCUGGAGCAGUUCCUGACCAUCCUGCCGGAGGAAAUCCAGAGCUGGGUGUGGGUGCGGCACCCGGAGACCUGCGCCCAGGCCAUAUCCCUGGCAGAGGAUUUCCAGCUGGGGCAGCGAGAGGCUGGGAUAUGGGAGCAGCAGGUCACGGUGCGAGUGAAGGUUGAGGAAGUGACGUCAGAAGAAGUGGAGACCCCUGUAGCAUUGUGGGAAUCUCAGCACCCACAGCUGCAUCCCAGUCCCAAGUGUGUCUCCCCAGAGGAGUUUGGACAAAGCAAGUCCAGGUUGCCCUGUGCCGAUGAGGAGACCCAAGCACUACAGGACACAGGUGCCGGGAUCCUGAGCAUGGCUGAGAAGCUGCCUCAGCCUGAAAACCUGCAGCUCCCCACUGGGGGACGGGGACUGGGAGAGAGCGUUACCCCCAGUCAUGAGCAAGGAGACACCUGCACAAGGCAGAGGAGGAACCCAGCACAGGAGGCAGAUCCCACAGGGGAAUGUGGGAGUGGACACAAGAGACUAACACAGACCCCUUCCCCAGGGAGGCCUCAGACCAUAGGGGACUGUCAGCCACGUAGCAGCUUUCUCAGGACAGAGAAACCUCACAGAUGUAGGGACUGUGGGGAAAGGUUCUGGGGGAAGCAGGAGCUCACAGAGCACGGCAAAGUGCACAGGAGCGAGAGGCCCCAUCCUUGUGCUGAAUGCGGGAAGAGCUUCAACCGCCUGGCUCAUCUGAAGACCCACCAGAGGACCCACACGGGAGAGAAACCCUAUUUCUGUGCCGAAUGUGGGAAAAGCUUCGGCCACCUCUCCACCUUGACCACUCACCAGCGGCUGCACACGGGGGAGAGGCCCUACUCCUGCGCGGAGUGCAGGAAAACCUUCACUCACCCCUCGGACCUCAACAAACACCAGCGCUCCCACACCGGCGAGCGGCCCUACCCCUGCCCCCAGUGCGGGAAGCGCUUCAGCUGCGCGGAGUGCGGGAAAACCUUCACCAACCCCUCGGACCUCAACAAGCACCAGCGCUCCCACACCGGCGAGCGGCCCUACCCCUGCGCCGAGUGCGGGAAGCGCUUCAGCCAGCAGUCGAAUCUGACGAUGCACCAAAGAAGCCACACCGAGGACAGGCCAUAUCCCUGCACCGAGUGCGGGAAGAGCUUCAAGUACCUCGCCGACCUCACCGUGCACAGGCGCUCCCACACCGGGGAACGGCCCUUCCCCUGCCCCCAGUGCGGGAAGAGCUUCAGUAACAAAUCCUCUCUGGCCCGGCACCAGAGAAUCCACGCCAGAGCCGCAGCCAGAAACAAGUGAGACCGUGUCUGGACUCACUGAGUUAACCUCUGUAAGCAAGUGGAGAAGGACAUGAGCCAUUAUAACACAGCCUGAGGGAAAUCACGUAGGCCAUCGUCACGCUCUCUCCUCCUGCAGGAGAAUGAGGGGGGCUUAAAAUUGCUCCUCAGCGGCGUGCCAGUGCCUGGGACCCCCAAAAGAUGUUCUGUCCGUUCCCGGUUUCACUAAUAACUUGCUCUUACCACAGGUUGACAUGCUGUAGAAAGGAGGUCAGGUGAGAGGCGCAUCCUGCUUGCAUUGCUGCAGCUCCAGGGCAGGUGUGUUUGCAGCAGGCCAGCCACAAGAGGUGGCAGGAUUUUGUUUUCCUGUGGCUUAGAAAGGCCCCAACUUCUGAGACCCACCAACUCCACAGAAGAAACAGGCCUGCCUCCCAACAGCAUUCAAACACCCCCUGCCCACAGCACCUCUCCAGCUCGCUGCCUGGCUCCUGCAGUGCCUGAUUUGUAGUUCAGUAGGAGGCACCGGGGCUGGCCCUCUGUGAUAGGCAGCUUAGCCCCUCUGCCCCCAUCCCUGACCCUGCUCUACCUCAUAGGUCUUAGCUGCAUCCCAGUAAAUAUGCCCAAUGUCUGCCAUGCUGCAUUAUUAAAGCCCCUUCAUCUGUCUGCCUCUUCCCGCUCACUUGUCUCAACCAACACCAUAGAUGAUGCAUUUAUCACUUACUACCUAAUUAAGUGGGCACUUUCCUGGAAUAACCAGCUAUUUACUCAUCUCCCUCCUGUGUCUUCUGUUCCUGCCCUAAUCACCACUCCGAUCUUGCUUCUCUUGACUCCCUGGGAUUGUUUCAGAAGCUGCCUUGGACUACAGCUGCCAAUUCAGUUGUACUUAAGGGUUUGGAUCAGGCUACACCCUGAUCCUGCAAAGCAGGUAUGUCCAAAGUCCGGCCCGCGGGCCAAUUGCGGUCCGUGUUCCGAUUUAAUACGGCCCCCGCUUCCUCCCCCUCUCCUGGCUCCCCGGCGUUCUUUUGAACUGGCGCGCCCAGCGCGCCGCUUCCGGCCGCGCCGCCGCCGCCCAUGGCCUCCACGGUCCUAGAGCCUGCCCUGUAGGGCACAUCCGCAGCCCCGCUUCCCCUCUCGGCUGCAGGUUCGCCCUGCCCCCGGGCCGCCGUGAGGCCGGCGUGCCCUGCGCUCUCCGCCCGCCUCCGACCCUGCGGGCCCUCCGCCUUGGGGCUGAGAGUGCGGGGACGGCCCUCACGCAUGUUCACUUCUUCAAAUCUGGCCCUCUUUGAAAAAAGUUUGGACACCCCUGCUGCAAAGGAACUCCCUGUGAGCAGGUGCCUUUGAGGAGUGGGGUUUCUGCUUUUAAUGCACUGACAUACCUCAUUUGCUGCUAUUACGAUUGCUUUAUAGUUCUCUGGGGCUACGGCUACCCUGCCUUUUUUUGUGAAAGAAGAUAUGCAAAUCAUGCUUGUAUUUGCAUAUCUUUUUCCGAUUCUUUUUGCAGAAGAAGCUUUGAAAUGUUGGGGAAAAUCCCUCUUUUGCAAGCUCUGUGAGGGGAAUAAACUAGAGUAGGGAGCUGAUAUUUCUUCUGUGUGUCAUGGUAGAGACCACUGAUUCCAGAGCAUGUCCAGCAGUAGGGUCCACACUUUAGAAACAUUCACAGAAGAGCUGCAAUGAUGGCCCAAGGCCCAGGAAAACAUGUCCUGCAUACCCACUCUGUUCAUCUUAAAGCAGAAAUGGGCAGCCUAGGCUAGCAGGUGGGCUACAUGAGUGGCCUCCUUCAUUUCAGGGGGCCGCAAGAUUGUUGUAACCAAGACAGUUUCCUGAGAUAGAGCAGUUUUACUAACUGCACUUGCUCUGAAGGCAGAGGGAGUGCAGGGCUUUUAUAGUCCGUGUUAUGUGCAACCAGCACACCCCUCACUUCACCUGACCUGGCUUUAUAUGCGUGUCACUUUGGUAAUAGUGGUACAAAGAAACCAGCAGAAUCUGGCAACUCUGCAUGUGGGCUAUGGUAAACAAAAUGUUUUGCAGGCCAUAUACAGAACCCUGAUGGGCCACGUGUGGCCCAUAGAUCACAGGUUGCCCACCACUGGCUUAAAAGGAAGAUUAAGAGGCAACUUGAUCAAACUAUUUGAUCCUAGAGAGCUCCUUAAUCUUAAAACUGAACACACAACAUAAUCCAGUAGACAGACACUGAACUCAGCAAAGUUCAAACUGGCAGCAGGGUGAAAAUUGUAACCGAGAGGGUUCUAAGCAUUGCAUAAGGGUACUAAUGGGAUGUGGUAAAUUCCCAAUCAUUUAGAGUUUCCUUCUGAGGCCUAUUCUACAUUGCCAUGGGCUGGCGGUGUAAGCUAUGCAACUUUAGUGAAUGACAUAGCUGAAGUUAGUGUACUUAGAGCUACUUACCACUAACGCUGUCCUGUUAACUCCACCUAAGGUUCUCGAUCUGGAAUACCAGAGUUGACGAGCGCUCUGGCUCUUAGGCCCUUGGGAUCUCACUCAGAUUCUUAAUGCCAAGAGCCUGCUGCAAACCAUUUCAUAAAUAUGUUAAUGAGCUUCGGGACAACAAAGGGUUACAAUAAACAGAAUGUUGGAAAGACUCAA
Molecule: messenger RNA, 4714 nt
Organism: Pelodiscus sinensis (Chinese soft-shelled turtle)
Lineage: Eukaryota; Metazoa; Chordata; Testudines; Trionychidae
Source: RefSeq, a predicted model, not a curated record